AUGUAACGUCAUCGCCUGUAUGCCACUCCUCGAGACUCUCCCUGCAGCUUUAGGGCUGUUUGUGCGCAACUGGAGACUCAGAAGGACUUCGGUGUCAGAAGGGUCACGGUGACUUUGUAUUUGGCUUUUCUCACUCUCAUAGUGCGCGUUUUUUGGGGGACAGCGCAUAGGAAAGACUGUGGUCCGUCCAAAAGUCAGUCCAAAAUGCAGCGCGUAUGUGGAAUAUGGGAAGAUCACAGGUGAAGCUGUGUGUGUAAUUUCGGUCACGGAUUGGGUGGCUGAUCCAGGAAAAAUGUGGAGAGAUGCAGAGCAGGCACUGACUCUGAUAUGGCUUCUCUCUUGGACCGCACAUGGCGUGUGUCAUUCUCCUCCGGAGAGGCCCAGACUAACAAGAUGUCGGUCGCCAGAGAAAGAGACUUUCACUUGCUGGUGGGAGCCUGGAUCAACAGGUGGACUGCCCACCAGCUACCAGCUGUAUUACAGAAAAGAGAGUUCUUUGGAAGUCUUUGAAUGUCCGGAUUAUCAUAAGGCGGGAAACAAUUCCUGUUAUUUUGAUAAGCAACACACAUCUAUUUGGAUCCUAUACAACAUCACAGUGGUGGCCUCCAAUGCACUGGGAAAAGCCUAUUCGGAAUCUGUAGAAGUUGAUGUUAUGGAUAUCGUGCAGCCUCACCCUCCAGAGAAUGUGAAUGUGACUUUCAUGCAGACCACGAACAGCCCCUAUUUCCUGGUGCAGUGGCAGCCUCCGCAUGACGCAGACACACGUUCAGGCUGGGUAACAAUCAAAUAUGAAGUUCGCCUAAAAAUUGAGAACAGCGGAGACGAGGAGGACAGCAGUUGGGAGUCAUAUAGUGCUGGAAAACAAUUGGAGUUUAGCAUCUACAGCCCGCAGCCUGGAGCAUGUUACGUUGUGCAAGUGCGCUGUAAGCUAGACCACGGUCUCUGGAGUGAAUGGAGCCCCUCUUCAUUCAUCCAGAUUCCAGACAAUAUGCUUGACACACAGAAUGCAGUUAUGAUUAUUGCCAUCACGCUAACCGUCAUCAUUUUCCUGUUGACUGCAGGAGCGCUGACAGUCAAGAUGAAACCGGUGAAGCAUUUUUUACUGCCACCAGUUCCAGAACCGAAAAUCAGUGGCUUAAACACCCAGCUCCUUAAGAGUGGGAAAUCUGAGGAGAUCUUCAGUGCUCUGAUUACUCCAGGAUAUCCCCAAAUAGUCCAGAGUUCAGACCGUCAAGUGGAGUAUCUUGUGGUCUCCGACUAUGAUGAGGAAAUGGAUUUUGAAGGCAAAGCUCAUCUUGAGUACCAAAAGGGAGAAAAUCAUCCCACAGAUAAUACACAAAAGGUCUCUCAAAACAGCAUCAAGAUCUCAUUGAACAGCAGUCAGGAUCUAAAUACAACACUGAGCGAAAAUGUCCACUCUGGGGCCGUUUCCAAUCAGCUAAGUGUUCUUGGAGAGCCUCAACAACUACUUCACCUUAAGUGCAAAGGCUCACCAGUAAAAGCUCAGGACCGAAACACUCAAAUGAGCUCCGGUAGUAAUUGUGAGCACGUCAGCAUCAACCCUGCUGGACUUACGGAGUACGUUGAGGUUGACGAAGACCAGAAACCUCUGGUCAGGGAGGACUACAGUAUGGUCAGUGACGUUAUCAGUGAUAACAUCCUUGUACUACAAGACAGCAUCCCUGUACAGGGACACAAAGAGGUCAAAUGUGACAAAACAUCUGAAGCUGAGGAAACAGGAGGUGUUUUUGAACCUCUGGGAUACUUGGAAACCCUGACAACAUUUUCAAGUGAAUCUUGACUAUUUUGGGACUUUGCAAUUAUUUUGUCUGGUUGUGUCCUGCUCAAACUGUCAAGCACUUUGUUAGUAGAGAUGUGAGAAGGGUUCUUUCAGCGAUCUGGGGUGUGUUUCUUGUACAGUGACAUAACUUACUGCUAAACUACCAGUGCUAUUCAUAACUGAUUCCCCAAAAUGCUGACUGAUCAAUCUUGAACUGUGUAUUAUAUGUCAGCUUGCUUAUUUUACUCAAGCGUAUGAUCUGAUGAUCCACAUGUCAUUCUAAAAAGAAACUAUGGAUGGAGUUCCAUCCACAUGACUUUGCGAUGACAUUUUUGCUCGUUGGAACUAUGGUUUCUGUAAACUGCAAAUUUGCAACCAUAGUUGGCUUGCAAUGCUUUUGGGAAACGCACCCCUGUUAUGUUGUAUCUGUCAGUCUGCACAACUACAGAUACAGUUUGCACGGUUUCUGUGGAUAAUUCAGGCUAAAUAGCUGGAAGCUGCAGUAAUGGGUUGAAAAUUAGAUUAAAAGGCAGCGUCAUUCCAAACCAAUACACAUUGACCAACCGCUGUUAAAAAAUACCCCACUAAAGAUCAUUAUAUUAAUUGUUAAACCUUUUAAAAUGGUUCUUCAACCUACUACCUCGUAGCAGACAUCCACAAAACAUCCCACUAUGAGUUUCUGUCACUUUCUAUGGAGACCUGGCACUUUUUUCAAUGCUUGCUGCUCCUGAUCUUUGAAAGUUGAUUGUUGUUAAAAAAUGGUCAUAGUUUAAUGGAAACACUUUAAAAUACAGGAGGGCUCCUUUAGUAUAUUUAUUCACAAUGAUACUAUGAAUAUAAAAAGUGUGAGAUUUCUUUGAUCAAUAACUUAAAGCUAAAGACUUUACUGUGUAUUUAUUGAACUAGAUCUAGCAUUUGUCUUUGGCUCUCAAUCCAUUUUACUGAAUCUUUAUUUAUAACAUUGAUUUAAUGUUAAAAUAGUCAUCGAUAUUCACUUGUUUUAGGGUAAACAGACAACACCAUCGGACACAUCCUUCUGUUUUAUAAUUAUCUGAACUUGAGCACUCUUCAAGACAAUAACCAAUAUUAAGACUAAUGUCAAAUGAUAGAUUAGAUCUGCACAAAAGGGUUGUCAAAGCUUAACCAAACACAAGGGAGUGAGCCCAAAACGGUCUGGCAGGCCUUUGAUGUUUUUUUUUUUUCACCUUAUAUAGAGCGCCUCAGAGAAGCUAGUUACAGCGGCAGACACAGACAGGUCAGCUGGUCUCAUCAUGGAACAUUUAUGGUCUGCAGUGCAGCAGUAAAGAGUUACUUUAAGUCAAACAUUGACUUAACACUAUACAAGGACAAACAUUUGGUUCGGCAUGAAAGAACUAUUGUGCAGCUUUUCUGUGUAGCUUAAAUUAGAAUGCAAGCCUUUUGUUUUUAUAUCAUCCAUUGUGGUAAAAAUAUGCAUUUUGUUUGUGAUGUAACAAUGCGAUGCUUAACACUGCAAGACAUUUAAUAUGAAGUUAUGUGAAAACUGUUAGCACAGUGGUGCAUUGGUGUUUCUAGCUUGCAUUGGUGUUCCUUGCAUUCUUUCACUGACAGUGGCAUGUGUAAUUCAGUUUUCUAUCCACUGCUGGACAAUGUCCUGAGAAAAUCAAAGGUUAGGAAUGAUUUUAUUUUUGACCAUAACAUUUCAAUAAACACCAGUUUUGCUAUUUUAUUUGUCUUUAAGUUGUCUUAAGGUAAAAUAAAAAGUUAUAUUGCAAAGACUUUGAACAUAGAUGGAUAAAAGCAGCAUUUUCAUAGAACUGGUUCAGCCAAGAAGUGGUGGUUUUAUUCCAGAUCAU
Molecule: messenger RNA, 3615 nt
Organism: Cyprinus carpio (common carp)
Lineage: Eukaryota; Metazoa; Chordata; Actinopteri; Cypriniformes; Cyprinidae
Product: prolactin receptor-like
Biological process (GO): cytokine-mediated signaling pathway
Cellular component (GO): external side of plasma membrane
Molecular function (GO): protein binding; cytokine receptor activity
Source: RefSeq, a predicted model, not a curated record